GUUUUUCAUCUCUUUAACUCAGCCAUGACGUUAUUUCUAGUCGAGACAAGCUGCAGCCUUAUUGGCUGGCUUUUUCUGUAUAUUCUGCUGUGUCACGUGAACAGAAAGCGAAAUGCCGAGUGGAACUGCAGACUCAUCACCCUGAUCCACGGGGUCCUCAUAGUUUUGCUAACUGCUUACAUCGGGUUUGUUGAUGGGCCAUGGCCAUUCACAGAUGUCGGCUCAGAAAACACCCCACUUCAGAUCCUAGCCCUGCUCCUCAGUCUGGGCUACUUCCUCUUUGACAUGGCCUGGUGUGUGUACUUCCGUACAGAGGGUCCUAUAAUGCUGGCCCAUCAUACCCUAAGCAUCCUGGGCAUUGUGUGCGCUCUGGGAAUGGGUGAAUCAGGCAUUGAGGCAUGCGCGGUGCUCUUCGGCAGUGAAAUCACCAAUCCACUCCUGCAGGCCCGCUGGUUCCUCAAGCAGAUGGGCCGCUAUGACAGCCUGAGCGGUGACAUCGUCGACUUCCUCUUCAUCACACUCUUCGCCUGUGUGCGGAUCGGCGUCGGUGGCCGCAUGCUCUACUGUGAGCUGGCGUCUCCAAAACCCAAACUGGUCAUGAAGGUGGGCGGGGUAGCCAUCUACGCCCUCUCUUGCGUCUUCAUGGUGGACAUUGCCUGCUUUGCUUGUCGGAAAACCUGCAGCAAGUACAGACGAUGGCAGGAACAGAAGAAGCUUAAUAAUGCUAAUGGUCAUAAUCGAGCACUGAAAUAACAAGCUAAAGCAAGUGGACAAUGGAGGGAACAUUUGUAUUUUGUUUAUGACUUGAAAUAAAGGCUGUUUAUAGCAAAGUGCAACAACCUUCACUGUAGCAUCACAGAACCUGAGUACUUCAUCCAAAAUGCUUAUGUAGAUGUAUAAGUACAGAUACUUAUUAAGAACAUAAGGUUGAUAG
Molecule: messenger RNA, 934 nt
Organism: Ictalurus punctatus (channel catfish)
Lineage: Eukaryota; Metazoa; Chordata; Actinopteri; Siluriformes; Ictaluridae
Gene: tlcd5b
Product: TLC domain containing 5b
Exons: 2
Coding region: 25-753 (242 amino acids)
Cellular component (GO): membrane
Source: RefSeq, a predicted model, not a curated record